AUUGCCACAAAAUCAGCAUGUUCUUAGUUAACAUCAAUUAAUCUAAUAAGAAUGUAAACUAAGUAAUGGUUUGCUUUGCUUACCUACUUAUAUUUUCACAUGGCAUUAUUUAAUAAAUUAAUUUCUACAUUAACACCGCCAUGCUGAGCUUUAAUGAUUAAAGUCAUUCACACGCACGCUCAAAGUCUUUCUUGUACCAUUGAAACUUAAUUCAUUACAUUCAUGCGGAGCGGCGCGAGAAUAUGGUUCCCCUCGCUCCCAGUUUGCUGGUUAUCAGCUUACAAAAUGUUUGAAGCCGUCCCAUUCGAACGGCCCACUAAUCUGUAUAUCUGCGUCCCUUUCUGCCUUGUAUUGCGCGUUUUUCUUCUUUUACCGCGUCAUAUGCUUGGUGUUGAGGCAUAAGCAUAGAUCGCAACGUUCAGUCGAGGUUGCUUGUUGUUUAAAUUGCCGCGCGUUCAGGUUCUGCCGCUUUAGCCCUAAUUGAUCGAAGGUCCUUUGUCUAAGAGGUGGGAUACAUGGUAAUAAGAGGGUAUAUUGGGGUAACUGCGCAUCUUUCGGCGCAGUCAGUCGGCGGGCCCGCCCGCGACGCACGUGGCGACCUAUCUUCUUUACUCUUACCAAUUUCCCGCGAACCCUGUGUAUAACUUUGAUUGAAUGUGACUUGAUUAAUGGAUACCCUGGAAAUUUAAUAAUUACAGUAAGUUGUGCUUAGCGAUCGUGUUCAGUGUUCACUGUAUCACGGCAUUGUGUUCGGGUUAAUUGAGUAACCCGCAGAUAAUUAGGAUAGAGUAAACUGUCGUGUCGGCUACAAUUAAGGAUGUGAGCUUCAUCGUCGGGCCGUCAAUGACGACAACAAUUAUCUGACCCCAUCGGACAAUGCGGUCACAGACAUCAAAAACUUUGAAGAAGGGGGUUGUAAGCAAAACUGCUUUCAAGGCGCGCUCCAAUACUAAACAAGUUAAGAAAAAACUUGUGGUACCCAAAAAAGGAAAGAAUUUGGCGAAUAAAACUAUAUCAAGAAACGCUAAAAAGACAUUAGAAGAUGCUAUCCACCAAAAAAAUGAGGAUGAAUCUUCUAAUUCAGAUAAAAGCGAUAGCUCCGAUUCAGCAAAAGCGGGAACAUCAAAAGCUAGUUCAUCGCGUAGUCACUCGCCUACUAAAAAGACAAAAAAGGAUUCCAAGGAGAAAAAGGAGUCGCCAAAAGAGACAGCAAGUAUAAAGAAAGUUUUGGCGAAAAAAUGUCCCAAAAAAUCCAAACCCCCGCCUAAAUCUAAAUUGUCAAAAGCAACACAAGGGGAUGACAAUGAUAAUAUCAAAUACAAAAUUAAUUCUGGUGUACCCAAAAAGCUAACAUCGACAGUUUCUAAAGCUAAAGUGCUUUUAAAGAAAUCUAAUACAAUACAAAAAAAGAAAACUGCACCGGCAGCUAAACUCGAGGGUUCAGAUAAAGAUGAUAAAAAGGUCGAAAUGAUGACUCAAGAAUGUAAAAAUAAGGAAUGUGACGAAACAAUUUCCGAUUCUAAAAUUGAGGCUGAAAAAUCCUAUGUAAAAUCCGAUAAUAAAGAAAGUCCCAAUAAUAGUGGUUUAGCGAGUACCAUUACAAACCCUUCUGUGUUAAGUUCGACUGAAACAUCACCUAAAAUUGAAGUCGAAAGGCCCCCUAAAUUUUUUACUUCCUGUCGACCGCCACGAACGGUCGAUAUUGAUGUCAAAUGUUUCAAAAAUUCUAAAGGCAACCUUAGCGUCUCUGAACGAUUUUUGUCAAUGAAGUGCGAAACAAAGGCAGACGAAAACACUAAGGAAAAGAGCGUUUUGAAUACUUUGGUGACGCCUGGCCCCGAAAUUGAUGUCUAUACAUUUACGGAAAAAGUAGAUUCCCCGAAAAGUAUAUUGUCAGGCUUCCGAAGUCCUGUAAAUAAGAACGUAGGUCGGGUGCGUCCAAUUGCCAGAGUGAAAGGCACUAUUAUUGAUAAAAAAGAAGUAGAGAAAAAGAAGUACUCGCCCCAUCGCCCUAUCGAAGAAGUUGUCAAACAAUUAAAGGCCAAGAAAGGCAGUGAAGAAUUUAAUUCCGUUCAAAAUGAUGCAACCUCAAGCUUAGAUGUGUCUGCAGUUGAUAAUACAUACAAAGAAUUUGAGGAAAAACCAAUAGUCAGUAAGUCUUAUAAAAUGGUAGCACGUAAAUCCAGUAUUACAGGAAAACCAUUCAGUCCAAUCAAAUUUCUUGAUCAAGAGCCUGUAAUAAAUAAAAGUGAGAAGGAAAAAGUUCUUAAAACAUCCCCACAAACUAAGAAAACCACUUCUAAAGUGAAAAAGUCAAAUAAGAAAAGUAACCUUUCAGAUGAAGAUAUAGAUACAUCUAAAUUUGCUUUUAACACUAAAUCAUUCCAUUAUACUUCAUCAGAUGAAAGUGAAUCAAAUGAUGAUCAAGACUCAAAAGACUCUUCUGGUUCGGAGUCACCUAAAGGCAAAAAAACUAAAGCUAAGAAAUAUAAACGCAUUACUGAUGGGGCUAAGAAAAAUACUUCGAAGGAAUUAAAAGAACUUUCGAAAGAUUCUCUCAUUGAUCUAAAAGAUGAUUCUAUUUUACUUGGAGGUGAAAAACCAAGUAAAAGGAGACUAAAACUGUUAUCUAUGUGGACGGGGCCUAAAAAGCACAGAAUGGCUUCUCUUAACGCCAUUGCUAAAGUACACUGCCUCUACGAAAAUGAAAGCCGAACACAUAUGGAGUUAGGUCUUAUGAAAACAAUUGACAGGCCUGUGUUACCUGGUACAUCUAAAGCCACAACAGUCAAAAAGAAAGAAUCGAAACCAAAAGAGAUGAAUCAGGCAGAUACCACAUCUGAAUCUGAUUACGACAAUAGGAAAAGCAAUAAAAAAGAAGAUAGUUCAGAGAGCUCAGAUGACAAUCCACCGGUCCAACGAUCUUUGCGAGGCGUACCUGGAAUAAGAAGCGCUGGGAAAUAUUGGGAUCCAAAAUCGUCAACCUCAUCAAGCGAAGACAGUGAAUUAGAAUCUAAAAAGAAAACUGUCAAUAUCGACAAGAAAAAAUCCACUCCUAAAGCGUCAUCAAGCAAAUCUGAUACAGAAAAACCUCCGGCCAAAAUGAAGAAAACUGCCGGAGUGCCUGUAAAAAAGAAACGAAAUCGAAACGAAGUCGUGAUGGACCUAAAAGAUAUGGUUGUACAAAAAAGAAUGGCGAGUCUAAAUGCAACCGCUAUACUGGCAGCCAGUUACGAAAAACGAUCACCUAAAUCUAGCAAGGACGACACGACGUCGGAUUCUUGUAGCGAUGAGUCUUUUUCUCAGAAGCCAAAAAACGGGGUAAGUUCCGGCGUUAAGUCGGAAUCAAAAAACGAAGAAACUAAAAAGGAAAAAGACGAUAUAACAACAAAGGAUAGGAAGCAAAAGGUCGAAGUGAUUGUGAACCAAGAUACUGACGUCACAAUUACCGGAGUUUAUUCAACACACCAUCACGAAGGCUUCUGUACCGUUUCUGGGAUGCAAUAUCGUAUAUCCUCAACAAGUCACACCCAGACAACGGCAACUGCAAAUUGCGACAAGGAGGGCUGUACCCGCGAGGACGGGGCCCGAUACACGCCCCUCUCAGCCCUGUCGUCCAUGCAGCCUCCGGCCGAGCACGUCCACACUCAUCCGCAUCCAGUGACCGAGCUUGGAGGACUGGCGCGCCGAGCUGCGGGUUGCAGUGCCUUCUCCGCGCCCUCGCCAGCGGCUCACCAUGAACCAGGUAAGCCGCUCUGCCCGUGCAAUCUAUGCGACGCCAUGCCUUAUUCAUCUUACGGAUACUACCAGCCGGCCGGACCGCUCAUCAAGGAAGCUGGCGGCGACACAGAGCGCGCGCUCGCGCGGUACCACCCCCCGCCGCAUUACCACGCCCCGCACCCACCGGUACUUCAGCAGUAUGGGCCAUACUACCCGUCCGCUGAUCUCUGCUAUCAGUACUACCGACCGCCGGGGCGCUACCACCUGCCACCGGCGCAGCCCGACGCACCAAUGGUGGGAGUCGGCAGCGAUUCGUAUCCUCCGCCACAAUACUACGGCCAGCCGCCAUGUUACCAACACUCGCCGCAGAGGAUACCAUAUGUCGAAUACCGCGGAUGCCCGUGCCCAAUUAACGCGUGUCCAAAAAACGUCCUUAUUGGGCCCGCUACUGGUAAAGCCCCAACCGGUGGCGGCCCGGCAGACGUCCCACCUGCCCUCGCGCCGCCCGGGGGCGCCUUCCGAGCGAAGGUGCGGGCGUGCGCGCUGGACGCCGUGUCCGACACCCACGGCAGCGGAAAGGAUCCGCCUCUAGAACCAGAGCCGCCAGCAGCAGCCGACGCUCCGCACCCGUGUCCCGUGCCAGCCAUAGGCGGCGCUUCGCCCAAGCGGGAGUUUGACGUGCGCGACGCGCUCCGUCUGCCGCGGGAGCUGCCCGGCCCCGAGCCCGGGCCGCCGUCGCCCGCGCGAGGCUCGGCCGGCGCGUGCGCACCGCAGCCGCCGCCAUCGGCGCCGCGACGCGCGCGCCUCGGCAAAGCCAUGGCUCGCCGCUCCCUCGCCGGCGACGACACCGGCUUACUCCUCCAACCACCGCCCGCCUCACACAGCGACGCCGACGAUGACGUGCUCGCUAUCUCCCCUCCUCUUUGCGUUCCCAUCGAUCUGUCCUCUUCUGAUGAACGAACGACGCCUCUAGUCGAUGUUAAGAAGGAAAACGAGGGCCCGACUUAUUCUCCGCCGCGAAAGGCAGAUACGCUCGCCCUACGAGAGCACAAUAUAGCCUUGAUAGAGGCAGCUGCGGCGCCCGAUACGCCCGAGGCGGUCAAGCGGAGAUACUCAAGACCGAAGCUGGAGAUUGAAAUGAAAGACGCGGAACUGGAAGAUCCUUGCCGGACAAACGGCAUCGGCGAACAUGUGAAACUUCAGAAGCGCAGGAAGGUCUCGAGUGAACAGACCGAGACGCGCAUUGAGACGGUCACGAGAGAGCCCAAGAGGAAGACUCAGAAGCCGAGGCGGACGCCUAAAACGCCCGCGGCGGAGAGGAAAUCUCUGAAAAGAAAGUCGGAUAAGUCCGCGGAGGAACCGGAAGCAAAGAAAGCCGUCGUGGAGCACUCUGCUGUCAGCGACGACCCGCGACUUAAGAACGUGGCUGCGCUUCCAGAAGAUACCGUCGCCAUGAAACCCAAAACUAAAAGUGCCGUGCUGCUUGAUAAUUUGUUAAGGAAAAAUAGUAUUGAUAGGUUGGACGCGAAAGGAUACGGCUCCGAUAAGGAGAUUAAUCCAGCUGAACUAUUCUUUUCGCCCAGUGAAAAUAUCGCGCAAACUAAAAAGACAUUAAACAUCAAUAAUAAUAUCGUCGAUACCAAUGGUAUCGUCAAUGGCGUUAGGUCCACGGGAUCGCCCGUGAUAGAGAAAAAAGUAACCAAGAAAUCGUGUAAAAUAGAGAAAAUCGAUUCUAAAAUAACGCACAAUUUAAAAUCAGUAUUAAAACCCACCGAGAAACAGGAUUACGAGGAGGACGCUAAAGUGCCAACAAAGUGUGAAACCGAAAAGAAUAGUACCGUAGUUUCUGGCGAAGCAAUUCUAACAGAGGCCGUGAAGGACAAAAGUGAGGCCGUUAAGGACAAAAGUGAGUCCGCCAAGAAUGAUAGUGUUAGUAAUAAAGUUCCCGAAGUGAAGAAAGGGGCAAAGAAGCCUGAGGCCGAUAAAGAGGAUGUCCCGAAAGAGACCGAGAAGGAAGCCGACAAAGAAGAAGCCAAGGAGGUUCUGAAGCCGGUGAAGCGGUGCAAGCUCGUCGACAAGGUUGUGGGAGAAAAGGUGAAACUGUUCGCAAAGAAGGGCGUGAUCAAGACCGACGAGGCGGCCCUCCUGGUGGAGGACGCGUGCGCGUCGCCGACGCCCCAGGCGGGGCGGGCGGGGCGGGCGGCGCGGGCGGGGCGCGCGCGGCGCGUGAGGCGGCGCCGCUCGCUGGCCGGCGCGCGCCGCCGCCGCGCCGCCGCGCCGCCGCCCGCGCUGGCGCCCGAGCCGCGCGCGCCGCCGCGCUGGAGCAACGGCUGGACUUGGGACGGCGAGGACCACAUCUCCAAAGUCUACCUCAAUAACGACAGCCGGCUAGACCGCACGGCGCGCUGCUGGUCGCGCAUGACGCACGCGAGCGGCGACCGCGUGGCGCGCGGCGACUGCGUGCUGCUGCGCGCCUCCUCCGCGCGCGCGCAACCCUUCGUGGCGCGCGUCGCUCGCCUGUGGGAGAACCCCGACGACGGUGAAAUGAUGGUGUCCCUCGUAUGGUACUACCGGCCGGAGCACACGCACGGCGGCCGGCAGCCGGAAGACGCGCCGGACGAGGUGUUCGCGUCGCGCCACCGCGACGCCAAUUCCGUCGCCUGCAUCGAGGACAAGUGCUACGUGCUCACCUUCAACGAGUACUGUCGAUACCGCAAGCGGCUAAAAGCGGCGGAGGAGGGCGUGCGCGCGGCGCCGUCGAUCGUGCCGCCCGCGCCGGCGGCGGACGCGCCGGCCGCCGCCACCAACGACGCCAAGCUGCCGCCCGGCGUGUCGCCCGAGCUCGUGCUGUUCUGCCGCAAGAUCUACGACUUCCGCUCCAAGAAGAUCCAGGUGCCCAACAAGUGACGACCCCACAGUGCAAACACCAAAGUUAAUUUAGGACUCCCGAGUAGACCCUAAUACUAGUACAAAACGUUCCCGGUGCAAAUAGUAGUAUCGCCAUUUUUGUAUGAUUCGAUAUACGCCGUUCCCCUGUGUUGCUAUGUGACGUGAUUUGGCGUAUCGCUACUUAUGUUGAUUUCGUUUCGUUGAAGAAGUAUCAAAUGAUGCCUUUUAUAAUGUGUAAGUAGGUUGUAAGUGAUCAUGGGCGGUUUUAUUGUGUAGUGAUAGCGACGUAUUUUCUUUAAUUUGCUUAGAGUGCGCUGCGUCCUAUUUAUGUAUAAUUUCUGUAGGAACUGAGUGUAAAAUUUAAUCUAUUUUCUCGUAGAUGAUUGGAUUACGGCUAACGAUAAGUUUCGAUUAGGCUGGAUGUAAAAGGCAUUUAUAAUUAAUUUUAAUUACCUUAUUGUUACAUUGUUGUCAAUGUAGAGUCUAUAUUAAAUUAUUAUUUUUAGUUAAGCAUAUUAUUUUAAAUCAGUGCAAGGCCUGGUCCGCCAUCGGCCGAGGAUCUCCCAGUUUUCUGUUUACGUUCCUUCACGGUCAAAUCAUUACCAUAUUUACACUUUUUGACGACGCUAUCAAAUGAAAAAAGAAAUUGUGUGAUAGAGUUUGAAUCAUUGUAUCUAUUAUUAUAUGAAAUAAAAUCAUGAUCGAUUUUUUAAUGUAUGUUUGUUAAUACAAUGACAGACAAAUGAAGCUUGUAGUGAUCACUCUGAUACAUCGCACACUGCUGAUUUUUUUCGGCUGACACAGCGUUGGGUAACAUUAUUAUGAAUCUUAACGCCAUGUCGUAAGGUCUGUUUUAGACUUACAAUUUACAAGGUCCUAAAGAAUUGAAACGAUUGUUCCCUCAGUGUGCGAAGUAUAGCGACUGCGUGAAUGUAUCUUCACCUAUAUAUACAAUAUAUCAGUCGUAGUUUUGAACAUAUACAUGUAUUGGGUAGAUAUUUCUAUUAAAUAUAUAUGUGGAGUACUCUGCCUUGGAAGGAAUUGAUUUAUAUACUGCAUUUCGGCUCUCUGUACGAUUACCUUCGGUUUUCCCAUUUCUUUACGAAGACUGAGCGAGGCGAGUGUCUCACGCCGUCAAUUGAAUCGAAAUUCGAAAAUGUUACAAUUUCGUUUCGCGCAAUUUUUAUCCAGUAAUAAACAUAAAAAUGAAAAUAACAAAUGGGAACAUUGUAACAUAUUUUAAAUGUAAUGUUAGAGCGUUAGUGUAUCGGUCGCAGAGUGGAAAAGAGAUAUAUGUGCGACUGUAAUAGUGAAAUCUCUUUAUCAUUAGAGACAUAAAUUUUAAGUAGCGCAGUACAUAAAGUAAAAAAAAGUAUAUUUAACGUUAUAACUCCCGCGUGGAAGUUGGUCAAAGGGCAUUUAUACGUUUGCAACUUCUGUAGGUACUUACUUCCUUCGCUAUGGGUCUGGCCACCAUAAGUUACACCAUAAAAUAGCAUGCAUAAAGGUAAGACGUAUUUUUAUGGUACAACUUUUGUGGACCACACUACUAUCCUUGACGUUUAAGUUGAUGUUGUUUUUGUAAAUACGCCUUUGUUAUUCCUCGCAAAAUUUAUUAUUCCACCGGCGGAGAAGAAUAUAAUUCGAAGUAAGAUGAUAAUUGUUACAUAACAUCAUCACCGCCGGUCUAUUCCAAAGCGUUAGUUCUAUGUCUAUUUUCUUUUUUUCAUUGCUUCAUGCCAAAAAAUUAGCUGCAAACAUAAUUGUUCAGUAAUAUAAUACCAAUCUCUUCUACUUAGGUUACAAGAAUGUUAACAGAGGCUGCGACUUCCCCACUGAACAUUUCUUUUGUCGUGACAUUUUACCUAUGUCUUUGGCAUGGCGGUAACUACGAGAAAACACUUGUGUCUAAUCAGCACUGUUUAAAAAUAGCGAAACGAAAAUACGCAAUGCAGUGCUUUGUUAGAACUAGGAAAAAAGACACUUUUUAACAUAUUCACUGCCAGCAACCCGCAAGGCAGGUUCUCUGUUUGUACGCGCUUUUCGCUACAUAUGGUUUUUCCUGUGUUAUCGGCUACGCUCGUAGUGCGUAGCCCGUGCUGGCACUGAAGGUGUUAAAAUACUCCUUUACAGUACAUAUGGUGCUACUUUACCGCACUAGUUCGAAAAUUAGCAUAUUACGUUACUAUAUGUCGAACAUUUAAAGGGCCAUAUGUACUGUAAAACGUUGUACAGUCAGCGUCAAAUACUUUGUAGCAGUCAAAGUGGCCAAAUAGUUCGGUACACCAUACUAAAUAUAUGGUGUACCGAACUAUUUGGCUACUUUGGUUGCUACAAAGUAUUUGACGCUGACUGUACGAUACAUGUGCAAAUAGGUAAUUCGCAACUCGUGUCGAUUUAAAACACUCCCUUCGGUCCUGUUUUAAUUUAUCACCACUCGUUUCGAAUUUCCUAUUUUUCGCACUUGUAUCGUAAUGUACUAUUAUGUACGCACGUACGUCAAAAUCAUUCAACCGCCAUGUCACUGUUACCAUAACGACUAUAAGAAAGUAUGCGAUUCUUCUAUCCUAUACGUAAUGAUUGAGCCUAAGUGAUGUAGUUUUACUGAAUCACGUAGCUAGAUUAUAGCACGUAAGGUGCCAACUGAGAACAGAAACGGACUUCCCCAUUUUUUCUAUAGAACGUAGUUUCACAGAACUAAUGGGAAAGUACCUUAGGAAUCUUGAAAUCAAACAAAAUUGUCCCCAGUUUUCGUAUGCAGACUCUGAUAACGUUAUUGUCUUCUCAUUAUUAAUUAAUUAGACUUAAUAAGUAAAUUCCAAUAAUAAUUAACUACUAUAAGUGAGAACUCUCCCUUGCUUGUAGACAAUUUGUUACCCGUUCUCAGAGUUGCAUAGUCAAUGAUUUUUUUUAGAAUUAGUUUUACUAAUAAGAAAAAAAUACCUUGUUUUUAUUAUCUAAUUUAUUUGUUUCAAUGAAAAUUAUAUAGGUAUAUUUUUAUUAUUGUAAUCUACAUAGUUAUGUUGGCUGUAAUUUAAUAUUGAUGUAAUUAAUAUAUGUAUUUUUAUUUCAA
Cydia pomonella (codling moth) is the source of this 9682-nucleotide messenger RNA. RefSeq lists its product as uncharacterized. The transcript has 14 exons. NCBI's taxonomy places the organism in Eukaryota, Metazoa, Arthropoda, Insecta, Lepidoptera, Tortricidae. Gene Ontology annotation, molecular function: chromatin binding. The record is from RefSeq and is a predicted model, not a curated record. Bases 877 to 6627 code for a protein of 1916 amino acids.